CGUGUCAAAACUCGCACGCUGGCCGACAUGAUUAUGGACAAGAUCACAGAAAAGCAAACCGAAAUUCAAACACAGUUUUCUGAUACCGGUUCACUUAAACUUGAAGAGAUUGAUCCGCGAGUACGGGAAAUGUACGAGGGAGUGAGAGAUGUGCUUAAACGAUACCGAAGUGGUCGCUUCCCGAAAGCUUUCAAAAUUGUUCCCAAAUUGAGAAAUUGGGAGCAAAUUCUGUACAUUACAGAGCCACACAACUGGAGCGCAGCGGCGAUGUUCCAAGCAACUAGGAUAUUUUCGUCCGGAUUGACACAGUACAUGGCUCAGCGUUUCUACAAUCUUGUUCUUUUGCCGCGAAUUCGAGAUGAUCUGGCCGAGUACCACAAACUGAACUUCUACUUAUAUCGAGCACUGAAGAAGGCGCUUUUCAAACCGGCUGCCUUCAUGAAAGGCAUCGUUCUUCCUUUAUUGGAGUCGGGUGACUGCACGCUGCGCGAAGCCAUCAUCUUCGGUAGCAUCAUCAGUUCCACAACCAUCCCAGUGCUGCAUACGUCUGCCUGUUUGUUGAAGAUCUGCGAAAUGGAAUACUCCGGAGCGAAUUCGAUCUUCAUCCGAAUCAUUCUGGAUAAGCGAUACGCCCUGCCGUACCGAGUAGUGGACGCGGCCGUGUUUCACUUCCUGCGGUUUGAACAGGAUAAACGAGAGCUGCCAACGUUGUGGCACAAUGCCCUGCUCACAUUUGCCCAGCGAUAUAAGAACGAUAUUUCAUCCGAGCAGCGGGAUACGCUGCUUCAACUACUGAAGAAGAAGUCCCACUAUAAGAUCACCCCGGAGAUCCGCCGCGAAUUGAUGGCGGCUCGUUGUCGAGAUGUGGAAAUGGGUGACAGUCUGGCCCACGAAGCCGACAUGGAGUACAAGGAAGACAUGGAUUUCGGCCCGAUGGAAGCCGACGAGGUUGCCGGGUCCAGCAGUAGUCGCGCCAAAGGUAACCCCGCCGCUGCCGACGAAGAUAUGGAAAGUGAAGACGACGACGAAGAUGAGGAGGAGGAUGAAGACGAUGAGGAAGUGUAGAUUUUAGGAUAUUGAAUGAUACACGAGACGGUUAAUGUUAUUUUUAAUAGGUUUCUUUAUUGCUACAUAUUGUAUUUGUUCAAAUACAUCUGAGCUCUAUGAAUAUAAAAUCUAUAUUUCUGUA
Molecule: messenger RNA, 1189 nt
Organism: Armigeres subalbatus
Lineage: Eukaryota; Metazoa; Arthropoda; Insecta; Diptera; Culicidae
Product: bystin-like
Exons: 2
Biological process (GO): rRNA processing
Cellular component (GO): preribosome, small subunit precursor; nucleolus; cytoplasm
Molecular function (GO): snoRNA binding
Source: RefSeq, a predicted model, not a curated record